AUGGAUAUUGAAUCACUGUCAGUGACACAAAAGGAGGCGCUCUCACAGCUGCAGGCCCUUAUGGAUGGCGGGGACCAAGAUGUUGCGAUAGGUGUGCUCCAGAGCGCCGGUUGGGAUGUCCAGCGCGCCGCAGAAAUAAUAUUUGACCAUGGCACUCCAGCUCCAGCUCCAGUCUCUCGGCCACCCGUCGAAGAAUUUGAGAUUGACGACUCCGAGCAAGGUCUGCUCAUACCGAACGGCCGCGGCAGGGAAUUUAGGCCAAUACCUACUUCGUCUUCAGUCACCCUAGCUCGUCCGCUUCGUGCUAUCCUAUCCGUGCUCGUCUUCCCCCUUCGCAUCCUCACCUCUAUCAUUCGGUUUAUCUUCCGCGUUCUGCACAUUCCGCUUCCGCAAUUUGCGCCGUUCACUUUCUCAAACCUCACGUUCACCUACCGGCAGCUUCCCGGAAUGAACCGCGACGGGAAAGCGAUGGAUUCGAAGAGCGUUGUGGAGCGCUGGGUGCGUGCGCUGGAGGAAGAGACAGGGGCGGUGUGCGUCAGCCGCAGUGGCACAACGCACAAGAACGUGGGAACGCCAGUCACGAAUGGGCAUGGGUUGAGCUCUGGUACCGCCGCGGGUGUUGCGGGACCAUCGUCGUUAACUUCUAGGCCGCCUCGAGGUGUCGAUGGAGAGGCUGAUGGUGAGACGAAGCUCCUCCCUGACUUCUUCUUGGGGAGCUACGAACAGUUCGUGCGCUCUUGCGAGAGGGACGUGAGGAUCGGUUGUGUUGUGCUUGUCAGUGAGGAACACGAUGACGUGGCUGAAUUCAAGAGGAGCACUUUGACGGACCCAACGCUUGUCCAGGCGAUCCAGGAGAAUGACAUCCUCGUCUGGGGAGGAGAUAUAAGAGAUAGGGAAGCAUGGAGUGCCUCCCAAAAAUUGCAAGCCACUACGUACCCCUUCGUCGCCUUCAUCGCGCUUCAAGCUCGGAGAGGCACCGCGUCGAGCACGUCUCCUGUGCCUACUCUGACAAUCCUCUCACGGCACCAAGGCCCGGCUAUUCCCUCUACAUCCGCUCCGACAGCCGCUCAGUCUCUCGUCACGCACCUCAACGAGCAUCUAUUGCCCCGCGUGACCCCUUUCCUCGCUCGCGUGCGCACCCAGGCUGCAGAGCGCGAGCACGAACGCGCCUUGCGCGCCGAACAGGACCGCGCGUUCGAAGAGACCCGGCGACGCGACAAGGAGCGCGUCGAGCGCCGAUUGGAGGAGGAGAAGCGCUCGCAGGUGGAGCAGAGGCUACGCGAAGAAGCUGAGCAGCGUGAGAGGGCCGAGCGCGAGCGCGCGGAGGAGCGGCGGAGGGCGUACCAAGCUCGCAGGAUGGAGUGGCGGCGGUAUGCCCGGAAGGCGCUCGUGCUGCGCGAGCCGCGCCCCGGCGAGACGGGUAGGGGAAAGACUCUGCGCGUUGGCUUACGCAUGCCUGACGGGCGGCGGGCGGUGCGCUUCUUCGGCGAGGGCGACCCACUCACAGCGCUGUACGCAUAUGUGGACUCGCUCUUCAUCCCGUUGGAAUUCGCGCAGGAUAAGGAUCCGUUCACUGCACCAGCGGGUGUUCUUCCGGGAGAGGCUGGCUUGGUCGAAGAAGUUGAAAGUUCCAGGAAGUCGAAGGACGAGUGGUGGGGCUUCAAACUUGUGCUAGCUUACCCUCGGAAGGAGAUCGUGUGGGAACCCGCUAAGAGGUUAGGCGAUGUGGAGGCGUUGAAAGGCGGUGGACAGGUCGUGGUAGAGAUGGUUUCGGAUGUUGGCGUGGUGAACGGGAAGGGUAAGCGUGUCCAGAAUGCUGAGAAUGGCGUUGAUUCGGAUGGUUAUGCUACCGAGGAGAGUGAGUAA
Messenger RNA from Sparassis crispa, 1866 nucleotides. RefSeq lists its product with no specific name. Bases 1 to 1866 code for a protein of 621 amino acids. Gene Ontology annotation, cellular component: endoplasmic reticulum. Lineage: Eukaryota; Fungi; Basidiomycota; Agaricomycetes; Polyporales; Sparassidaceae. Gene Ontology annotation, molecular function: ubiquitin binding. The record is from RefSeq and is a predicted model, not a curated record. The transcript has 5 exons.